AUGGCAGUACUACUCUGGCUCGCCCUCUGGGCGGCAUCGAUAGCACCAGCUUUGGCACAAUCCACGUACGACAAUGCCACGCCAAACGUGUCGAUCACUGUCAAGUCUAGCGGUGGCAAUGCUACUUCCCCUUACCAGUAUGGAUUGAUGUUCGAAGACCUCAACAAUUGUGGAGAUGGGGGCGUAUAUGCGGAAUUGGUCCAGAAUCGUGCCUUUCAAGGCAAUGGCGUCUUUCCCUCCAAUCUCAGCUUCUGGUCUGCAGUAGGAAGCUCUCAGCUCUCUCUUCACAAUCUGUCCACGCCUCUCUCCGCAGCUCUACCGACAUCGAUGCGUGUCAAUGCGUCUGGGAGCAGUGUCGGUUUCGCGAACGCAGGAUACUGGGGCUUCCCAGUCUAUGCAGGAUGGAAGUACUCGGGCAGCUUCUGGAUCCAUGGCAGCUUUAACGGAAACAUCACAAUCAAUCUUCAGUCAGUACUCGAAGGCUACCACAACAAGUCCUGGGCUGAAGCUUCCGUAUCGAUUGCCUCCACAGCAGAUUCCUGGACGCAGUACAACUACACUCUGAGCCCUCCAGAAACUGCUCCAGACUCAAACAACACCCUUGCCUUCACCUGGGAUGCACCAUCUGGUUCAUGCCUCGAUUUCAAUCUCAUCAGCUUGUUCCCACCGACAUACAAGGACCGCAAGAAUGGAUUGAGAAGCGAUCUGAUGGAAGCCAUGAGUGAUUUGAAACCUUCCUUCUUCCGAGCACCAGGAGGCAACAACGUCGAAGGUGUGCGAAGCCCGUACUGGUGGAAUUGGACUGAGACGAUUGGUCCUUUGGAAGAUCGACGUAGUUAUCCUGGCACGUGGGGGUACAUCAACACUAAUGGACUGGGGCUGCUGGAGUAUAUGCUCUGGGCACAGGAUCUUGGCAUGGAACCCGUCCUCGCAGUCUGGGCUGGUCUCUGGCUCGACAAAACAGCCCUCUCAGAAGACGAGCUGAAACCCUACAUCCAAUCCGCCCUGGACGAAAUCGAAUUCCUCACCGGCUCUCCCAGCACCCCCUGGGGCUCCAAACGUGCCUCUCUCGGCUACCCGGAACCUUUCAGCAUCAAAUUCAUCGAAGUAGGCAACGAAGACAGUCUCAGCGGCGGCAAAGCCUCCUAUGGCUCCUACCGCUUCAAAGCCUUCUACGACGCAAUCACCCCCCGCUACCCCAACAUCACCCUCAUCUCCUCCUACUACAACGUCUACGAACCCUCCGGCGACCCGGGCCUCCCGGGCGCAGCAGGCGACUUCCACGAAUACGCCCUCCCCGUCACAAUGUCCUCCCAAUUCAACCAAUUCGACAACUACACCUCCGCCCACCCCCUGCUCCUCGGCGAAUUCGCCGUCGUCGAACCCGACGGCUACAACCGCUCAGACGUCACCUGGGAAGACGGCGCGCCGCGAGCCGGCGCACCAUUCUGGGACGGAAGCGUCGCCGAAGCGAUUUUCCUCUUGGGAGCCGUAGAACGCAACGCCGACAAAAUUAUCGGAGCCGCUUACGCUCCCAUGUUCCAGAAUCUCAACCAUUGGCAAUGGAUCCCCGACCUCAUCUCUUUCGACGCGGACCCGAAACAUACGACUCUGUCGACGAGUUGGCAUGUGAUCAAACUGCUGAGCGGGGUGAGGAUGACGGAGAUUUUGCCCAUGGAUGGCGCGGUUUACGAUCCGAUGUAUUAUGUGGGGGGCAGGAGUAAAGGGAGGAAGAGUUGGGUGCUGAAGGCUGCGGUGUAUAAUGCGACGGAAAAUGUUCCGUUUGCGGUCAAGUUUGAGGGGAUGGAGGUGGCGGGAAGGAUGGGGGAUUUGACGUGGUUGACUGCGCCGUUUAAUUCGAGUCAGCCGCUUGGUGGGAAUGUUGUGGAAACGCAUGUGGAGGGGAUUGUGAGUGGGGAGGGGGGAGGGUUUGAGUUUAGUUUGCCGCCGUAUUCGGUUGCGGUGUUGGAGGUGAAGACGCCGGAUGGAUAUGAUUGUGGAGGGUGGAGAGAUCAUAAGGUGUGGUAG
This is a messenger RNA of Pseudocercospora fijiensis CIRAD86, 2028 nucleotides long. RefSeq names its product glycoside hydrolase family 51 protein. NCBI's taxonomy places the organism in Eukaryota, Fungi, Ascomycota, Dothideomycetes, Mycosphaerellales, Mycosphaerellaceae. The coding region runs from base 1 to 2028 and encodes 675 amino acids. Gene Ontology annotation, molecular function: alpha-L-arabinofuranosidase activity. The record is from RefSeq and is a predicted model, not a curated record. The transcript has 3 exons. Gene Ontology annotation, biological process: L-arabinose metabolic process.